UAUACAACGAACAAUACCCAGAACUCAUUUUCAGAGCAAGAAGAAGAAGAAAGAGAGAAAAAUGAAGGUAGCAAGGAAAGUAGUUUUCCUUUUCAGAGACUCAGAGGGAUUCGCCUCCGCCAUCUCCGAUGCUCUCCACCCUGACCCUCACUCCUCUCUUCGCCCUCUAGAGGAGUCUUUGGAGCUAUCAUUGGAAAGCUAUGGAAUUAAGGAUCAGAAAGCUUCUGCAAAGAUCCAUCACUAUGUUGAUCCUCAGGGCAAUUAUCAGGUGUCACUGUUUUUAAUGCAAAAUUAUGAGCCACCAGUAUUGGCCUGUGCUGUUGCUGAAAUUUUAUCACAAAUAUCUGGAGAAGAAUCGUCUUCAAUGCCCACACUUAUAGUCCCAUUUGUCCUGGCAUCAUCAAAGCUUAAGUGGGAAAGCAAAACUUUAACAAAAAAUGAAAGCAAAGUUUCAGUUUAUGGAAUACAGAUAGGCCCAGACACAGAUAUAACUCAGGCUAUGGCAACCAGAACCCAGAAGGUGCCAUCAUCAUUGCAGAUUCAUCAUGAACCUCUAGCCUGCCUCCUUCAUUUGGUCCGUGUCUUGAAGUUCCCAACCUUUGUUCUUAUCGGGCAAAGAGGUCGACACCUAUCUGAUAAAGCUAUAGGAGAAGAACUUGAGAUAAUUUCUGAGCUUGGAGAGCUUUUGGCAAGCUCUUCCUGCCUGUGCUUUUCAAGAGACAAGAUCGUGUGGCAACCAACAAAUACAUCCAAGGAGAGUGAGGAGCCUUGGCGUUCCUUAUAUGGUUGAAUCUCGAGUGUUACUAUGCUUUAGAGGGUGAGAUGCAACCUAUCACAUAAGAUGUAUCUGGAAAGAAAUUUAUGGUCAUAUUUUUUGAGAUUCAACCCAGCACAGUGCUUACAAGUAAAAUUUUACUUUUGUAGUGAGACUUAUGAUGUGUUAACAUGACUACAGCAUUAAGCUGGACUAACGGGAGCCUUUAUCUUUAUGUCAACAUCUCAUAUCUUAUCCAGUGUGUUAA
This is a messenger RNA of Quercus robur (English oak), 1022 nucleotides long. RefSeq lists its product as uncharacterized. Bases 62 to 790 code for a protein of 242 amino acids. Lineage: Eukaryota; Viridiplantae; Streptophyta; Magnoliopsida; Fagales; Fagaceae. The record is from RefSeq and is a predicted model, not a curated record. The transcript is spliced from 4 exons.